AUGGCUUUGAGCCCAAUGCUCUCGACCCUGUAUGUUCUUUGUUCUUCAGGAGUGUUCAUGAAACUAGAACUAUAUGAUGCUCAAUGGAACAGUGACAAAUUUUCCGAGUUAGAAUUUAGAAAUAGGAUAGCAUCUUGGCCUUUGAAACAGAUUAUGGCAAAGAUUAGUGCUGAGAUUAAGAGGGCGACAGAGUCUGCUGAAGGUUGUGUGAAAGACUUCAUCUUUGGAUCAAAAAGGCAACCUGAAAGAGAAAUUGAGAAGCUGGCCCUUGACAGUGCAAAGGAAUAUCAUUAG
This is a messenger RNA of Prunus armeniaca (apricot), 294 nucleotides long. The record is from the annotation of a GenBank genome assembly. Lineage: Eukaryota; Viridiplantae; Streptophyta; Magnoliopsida; Rosales; Rosaceae.